UCCGGCAGGUGAAGGUGGAGGCGCAUUCACAACAGCAGAUCGCACUAAACCUGCACCCAUGGACCUGAGCCAGCAGUCCGUGUUGACUUUCCUCAUAACAGAAGGAGGUAAAGUCACCAAAUCCGACCUGGUGCGGAAGUUCAAAGGUUCCGUUGACUCCGACGAUCCGGCAGAGAAGGACCGGAACCGGGAGCUUUUCAAGACCUUCGUCAACAACGUGGCCGUCGUGAAGGAGAUCGAAGGUGUCCGGUUUGUUGUCAUAAGGAAGAAAUAUGAACCUUUACUGGAAAGUUUCCGAGCGAAGGGGAAAUGUUCCGAGCAGACAGAGAAGAAUCAGGAUGAGUGUGUGGCAGGUGAGCAGCAGAACCUGCAGGGGAAGAGUCCUCCUGCAGGGGUCCCAGCAGCUGGUGGGCUUCAGGACCAGACAGACGGGAAGCCCUCAGAGGGACUGUCCCCAAUAGAGCUGGCCCUACAGAGGAGCAAUUCUGACUUUAAAGUGAAAAGAAUGCUGAAUUUUGAGGUCCAGAAUCAGAACACAGGUGGGGUAGACUUCUCUAAAGGUCCAAAAGAGUCCACCUCAGUCCAGAACAAACCCCACGCUUUGCCCCUGAGAAUGCCCCCCACUGCCACCAGAGUGGAGAUCACCAAACUCAAGGGGGCCUUGGAUCCAGAAAGUCCAACACUAGAUGAUUUCAGUAUGAAGAAGAAGGCGCUGUCGCUUGUGAAGAGCACCAGUAGGACGUCUGAGGAGUCCAAAGAGUCCAGGGUCCCCUCUGUGGUCCCCCUGGAUCAGUGGGAGCACGAGUGGCUGGUGAAGUGCGCGGCCGGACACUGGAGCCAGGUUUACGGCCUUCUGCUGAGAGACCACCAGCUGGCCGACAAGAAGGACUUCAUGUCAGGGUUCACGGCUCUGCACUGGGCCGCCAAAUGUGGAAACAGCGACAUGGUCACAAAGAUCAUCGACAUAUCCAAGCAAGGUGGGGUCGACGUUGAUGUUAACGCCAGAACGCACGGGGGUUACACUCCUUUGCACAUCGCCGCCUUGCACGAUCAGCAGUACGUCUUGGCCAUGCUGGUGGGGGAGUACGGAGCCGACCCCAGCAUCAGAGACAACUGUGGGAAGAGGGCGUACCACUAUCUGCACAAAGGCAUGUCCCAGACCAUCCGAGACAUGCUAGGGGAGCCCAGAGUCCAGAACCAGGGUCAAGGGCUGAGGACCACCCCGCAUGAGAAGGAGGAGCUGGAUCGAGAGCUGUUCCUAGAUCUGUCCAAGGGCCUGCAUACAAUAAGUCGUCUCUUCCAGCCCAACAUGACGGGCCAGAAGAAGAAGCACAAGCAGAGGCCCGCCUUUUACUCCAUGAGCGACGAACAGGCCGAAGAGCGCGAGGACGCCGGCGGCCUCCGACACAGACUGGUUUCUGAUGUCUUUAUGUAAAAUCACAGGUGUUUGUUAUUUGUUUUCUUCUUUCUUCUUCUUCUGCUUUUAAUGGUGGUUGAACUGCUCAUUUAUUUUACUGGAGUUAAUAGACUUUAUUCACACAGCAGCCAUUUUCCUCUGACGUCACUCAAAGGUCAGAAGCACAAGUACAGGUGGCAAAAGAUAACACUGGGUUACAAAAAAAUGUUUUUUGCAAGUUGUCUAGGUUUUUUCAACCGAAUUAGGACCAUUUUGCACCGCUAAAUCCCAAAAUGACAUCUGUU
Molecule: messenger RNA, 1701 nt
Organism: Sphaeramia orbicularis (orbiculate cardinalfish)
Lineage: Eukaryota; Metazoa; Chordata; Actinopteri; Kurtiformes; Apogonidae
Gene: sowahaa
Product: sosondowah ankyrin repeat domain family member Aa
Exons: 1
Coding region: 59-1435 (458 amino acids)
Molecular function (GO): protein binding
Source: RefSeq, a predicted model, not a curated record